Messenger RNA from Aspergillus luchuensis, 1245 nucleotides. RefSeq lists its product as uncharacterized. The coding region runs from base 1 to 1245 and encodes 414 amino acids. The transcript has 5 exons. Gene Ontology annotation, cellular component: cytoplasm. Gene Ontology annotation, biological process: proteolysis. The record is from RefSeq and is a predicted model, not a curated record. Gene Ontology annotation, molecular function: calcium-dependent cysteine-type endopeptidase activity. Lineage: Eukaryota; Fungi; Ascomycota; Eurotiomycetes; Eurotiales; Aspergillaceae.
AUGGAAGCGAGGGAAGUUGAUGGUCAGCGUUUGCUACGGCUAAGAAACCCCUGGGGUAAAAAGGAAUGGACAGGAGCGUGGAGCGAUGGCUCCGAGCAAUGGACACCAGAAUGGAUGGAGAAACUGGGACACAGGUUUGGCAAUGACGGCAUUUCCUACGAUGGCCUCCUCAAGAAAUAUCAACACUUCGACCGAAUCCGUCUUUUCAACGACGACUGGACCGUAACCCAGCAAUGGACAAGCCUGAACGUCCCGUGGUCGGCAACGUACCACAGCACAAAGUUUGUACUAGAAGUGAAGACAGCUGGACCUGCCGUGAUCGUUCUCUCCCAGCUCGACGAACGAUACUACAAAGGUCUAUCCGGCGAAUACGACUUCGACCUCAAAUUCCGACUCCAGAAAGAAGGCGAAGAUGACUACUUCGUUCGCAGCCACGGCAACGAGCUAAUGUGGCGAUCCGUUAAUGUCGAAGUCGACCUCGAAGCCGGACGCUACCACGUCCUCAUGAAACGCAGCAAACUACUUCAAAUCGGCCUUUCCUACGACCUAGCGCACGCAAAGGGUAUCGUUCACGAAACCGAAAAGGAGAAACGAGCACGACAAGAACGCGAAGACCGGCGAAAAGCAGCUGAACGCAGGAAACGGAGAGAAGAGACUAAGGAGAGAUUGCAGAAAGAGUGGGUCCGGGCGAGGAAGCUCGAAGCCAGACAUAAGAGACUCGAUGCAAGACUCGCUACUAAAUCUGGCAAAAAACAGCAACAACUUAUCAGGGAAGACAGCCCGUCUGAGGAAGUUGUUCCCGAUGGGCCCGUGCAACCACCCGUCAACGAACUUGAGCUCCCUGGGAAAGCCACUAUACCUUCUGUCUCACUUGAGGACGGUCAUGUCCCGGACCACUGCGUUCGAAGCAAAAGCAAGACUUCUCUAUCCGUCCGGGUCAAGAACCCUUCUUCAGAUCAUGCUGCAAACGCCGAAUUCCUGGAGGGAUUCGAAUUUGACUCUGAACUCGAUAUGUCUUCUGACGAAGAGCCAGUUGAAGAAAUCCGCACACCAGUCAAAUCCGUUAGCAGCGCCGGCGAAGGCGAUGCCAAUAGCGAUCCAUGGAAUGCCGUCUGUGUGGUUGGCUUGCGGGUUUACUCGAAAGAUCCUCAGUUGUCUCUGGAGGUUCUGCGUCCCGUGCCGGAGGAUGAUGUCGAGGCGUCACUUGAUAUGGAUGAUCCGUCGGCGAGUGCAGCUACCGAAUGA